Messenger RNA from Plasmodium knowlesi strain H, 702 nucleotides. RefSeq lists its product as hypothetical. The record is from RefSeq and is a predicted model, not a curated record. The coding region runs from base 1 to 702 and encodes 233 amino acids. Lineage: Eukaryota; Apicomplexa; Aconoidasida; Haemosporida; Plasmodiidae. The transcript has 2 exons.
AUGGCACCUUUUUCUUUUAUAAAAACAUCCAUAUUAAUCUUUGCAUACCUAUUCUUAUGGCAUCAAACUAAUUAUCAACACCAGGUGAGUGCAUUAAGCACUUUAAAAAAUGAUGAUGAUGUGUCAGAUUCAAACAGUUUAUACUCAUCAGAGGAAGAAAAUGUAAAUAAGACACAUGGUCUUUUGAAAACAGCACAAGGAGUUGGAACAAAGGUUCCAACAACAUCACAUAAGGGGUUGAAUGAUGAUGAUGGUGAUGAUGUGAGCACAUUGCUCGGUUUGACAGACGACGAAUUGUUAGAACAUGCACUAUCAGGACAAACACCAUGUUCAGCGAAAGGAAGAGAAAAUAGUUCUAAAGGAAUUGGAACAAAAAUAAAAGAAUGUUGUAAAAAAUUAACACAUUAUAAAAAUAAAAAUAAAAUACUACUAACUGUUGUAUUAGUUCUUUCAGUGUUGUAUCCACUAACCCUGUUUUAUGUAAAUUUGUUUAUCGGAAAUGAGUACGCCAGCGUAAAUAAUCCAAUAACUUUUAUAAUAGGAAUUUCUGUUUCUACUGUUAUGGGUAUCCUACUAUUGGGCGUAUUAUUAGGAUUUUAUUAUUCCAAAGUUUGGCUUAAAUGUAUUACGCAAAAUGCCAAAAUACGGCAGUGUCUGCGAGAAGAAUUCGAAAAAGUGCAACAUCAACAACAAACCACCUAA